Molecule: messenger RNA, 2524 nt
Organism: Leguminivora glycinivorella
Lineage: Eukaryota; Metazoa; Arthropoda; Insecta; Lepidoptera; Tortricidae
Exons: 3
Coding region: 736-1752 (338 amino acids)
Source: RefSeq, a predicted model, not a curated record
GACAAGUCAUUAACUUUUUUGUGCACCAACAUUGUCACGUUACUCUCAGAAAAUCAUCAGAAAAUAUUGUUUUAUUAAAUUGUUUAAAUAAAUAUGCAGUGAAUAACUAUGUCAAAGUUAUGUAGACAAGUGAUUACAGUGAAAAUGAGUGUGAUUGACAGGCAAAAUCAUGUUCUUAGCGGUGAUCCGCCUAAUGUAAACAAUGCGCCGGCGGCGGUCCGGCGCUCACUCCACAGCGACUCGUAUUCAGUUUUGGGACUUAUGUUUUAAACAAGUAAGGUAACAAGAACCUCAGGUAUGUUGCGUUUAUUGUUAUAUAAUAACCAAACAAGAUUAUUUAGACAAAUCUCAGUGUCAUACAUUCAUAUAUCGAAAUGGCGGAAGAGUACAACUUCCGUUUUGUUUUACUGUCAAACUCUAUUGUUUGGAUCAACACCGUCUCAUGGACAGAGUAUCAUACCGUCUCUUUCUUUCGCUGUUAUUAACCAUACUUUAGAAAGAGUGGGUUAUACUUUACCGUACUAGUAAUACUGACUGACGCUUUAUGUGUGCCAGACUUUAUGACCAAAACGUUUGAAUUGUUUAUAUAUAUAUUUUUUUUUUUCUAUGCUGGCACUUUCCGGUUGCCCAUAAACUAUGUUCGUUUUUUCUCUCGUUUGAAUACUGGUCUCGAAGUAAAACUAUCGUUAACAAGUGCGUCGAAAUUACUCUUAUUUUUUCGCGAGUGCUGUUAAAAUGGGAAAAAGGAAGAGAGAUAAAGAAAAAGAUGAAGUUUAUAUUAAGAAAAAGAUAAAAAAACUUCAAGAAAAGCUGCAAAGACAUUCCGUCGAACCAGAUCGCAGUUCUACUCCUCCUGUACAACCGCAGUCGAAGACUCCGCAGCAGCCGCCGACAGAAGACUCUUCACCAUCACCGGCGUCUUCACCGUUGCAUACUAGGCCACACGAUGACCCUGAUAUAAAUGCAGAAAUUGUGGACGAUGAACUCCCUGAGGAGUUCCUACUUGCUCUGGGGACUGAAGGUCAGGAACAGGCAGAAGUUGGAAACCCUAUCAGACCUGAAUUGGCCUCCCGCUGGACAAAAAUUAUGAAUGACGGCUUGGGUAAAGAGGCUAGAGAAGCAAUUGUGAAAAAAUACCCUCCACCAGCCAAUUUUUCUGCUGCAAUAGCACCGAUAAUUAAUCCAGAGAUUGCGUCUACACUCUCAGAUCCCUCGGUCAAAAGAGAUAAAAGGAUUAUGAUAAGACAGGGCUUAACAGGCACAUUAUUGUCUUGCCUAGGAAAAUGCUUAACUGACGUUUUACUAGGAAAUAUUAACUCUAAAAAGUUAAUUGAAGAAAUCAAUGACGCUGCGAAGUUGGCUGGGGAAAUCCACCACCAUGAUUCAAAUUCGAGAAAAUUCUUUUGUUUGGCUGGAGCGAAUAAAACCAUCCAAGAUGCUAUUCGUCAUCAAAAGACCGAUAAGUUUUUAUUUGGUACAGAUUGUGCUGACAAGAUCAGAGCUGCACAAACAAUCCAGAAAACUUCAAAUACUAUUAAGAACCAUCCAGAGAAAGAAAAGAAGCAGCAGAAACAAGCAGCAAAUAACAAACAGUUCAAGCAGUUAAACUGGAAGAGCCCACCACAAUACAGUCAGCAGUAUCAUCGGAUGCGUGGUGGGCAACAAUACCAUCAACCCCGGAAGCACUACAACCAGCCUCACCGGAAAGAGAGACACAGCUCCCACAAGCAGAGGUCCAGAUAUCACCGAUAGAACCUGAGGUACAUGCAGAGAUGUCCAUCCCCUACAUCGUCAUCUUACCCUGGCUGCCGGGCUGCUAUCGGCGAGGCGUACAGUAGGCGCGGAACGCCAAAAUCAGCAAUUCAGAUAAUGUUAAAUUCUCUUUCAAAUAACACGCUGAAACAGUAUGAUACUUCUUUCAAACAAUGGUGGCUAUUCUGUAAGCAAAAUAAGAUUGAUGUUUAUCAGGCGUCUAUACCAUUCGUACUUAAGUUUUUAACAGAGCGUUUUGAAAAUGGAGCCUCUUAUGGCACAAUUAAUAGUACUAGAUCCGCUCUAUCUCUUCUUAUUGGACCUAGAAUAGGAAAUGAUGAUAGGAUAAAACGGUUUGUUAAAGGAGUAUUUCGAUUAAAACCUCCUACUCCAAAAUAUAAUAUAACAUGGGACCCUAGCAUUGUCCUCAAUUAUUUAAAAGGCUUGUACCCUAACGAAGUUAUAAGCUUGGAACAGCUUACCCAUAAAGUGGUGAUGUUACUUGCCUUAACGACAGGACACAGAGUCCAAACAUUAUCCUUAAUUAAGAUUAAUAAUAUUCAAUUUACUCAUGAGGGAGUUCAAAUUUUUAUACCAGAUUUAAUUAAAACUUCAGGAAAAAACAGUAAACAACCAUUAUUAAAUUUAAAAAUAUUCAGUAAUAAGAUUGAAGUCUGCCCAGUCACUACUUUAAAUUCUUAUAUCAAAAGAACACAGUCUAUUAGAGAUACUAACAGUCUUUUAAUUACGCAUAAAAAACCUCACCAUGCUG